Molecule: messenger RNA, 2425 nt
Organism: Lingula anatina
Lineage: Eukaryota; Metazoa; Brachiopoda; Lingulata; Lingulida; Lingulidae
Product: intraflagellar transport protein 56-like
Biological process (GO): intraciliary transport involved in cilium assembly; intraciliary anterograde transport
Cellular component (GO): intraciliary transport particle B; ciliary base; ciliary basal body
Molecular function (GO): protein binding; intraciliary transport particle B binding
Source: RefSeq, a predicted model, not a curated record
ACCGGAUUUGAAAACGAGGCUGCAUUCCUGACGACGAGAAACAAGCUUGGUGCCUUGACUUGAGAAGCGGCUGAUAUUAUCACCUCUCCCCCAGCUGCAACUCAAACGGGAGAUUGAAAACACAACUAAAGCCGGAGAAGCUUAUGUGGGCGCCUAGUUAAUCCAACUUGAUUGUUGUCGUUAAAAGAAUAUCGGUGCAAAAUGAUGCUUUCAAGGACCAAGCCGGCCACUGGGCCUGGCUCUGCAGGGUCUACCAAAGAAACAAAGAAGAAAAAGAAGCUGCCAAAACUGGAAGAUUUUUUACAAAACAGAGACUACACUGGUGCAAUUACCUUGUUAGAGUUUAACAGAAACAGUGGUAAAGGCAAUGAAGAGACAGACUUGUAUAUAGCAUAUUGUGCAUUCCACUUGGGUGACUACAAGAGAGCAAUGGAGGAAUAUGAGCGUGUAGUUAAGCGCGAGGGCAGUCUCCCAGAUGUAUGGACAUACCUUGCUUGCUGCUACUUUUUCCUAGGAAUGUACAAGGAGUCAGAUGAAGCCUGCAAAAAAGCCUUGGAACGACUAGAACCAGAGAGACAUCCAGAUGAAGCUCCAAAAAGCAGGCUUCAAAAUCGCCUGAUGUUCCACCUGUCCCACAAGUUCAACGAUGAGAAACGCCUCAUGGGCCACCAUCAAAGUCUGCAGGAUAUCAUAGAGGACCAGUUGUCCUUGGCAUCCAUACACUAUCUACGCAGCCAUUACCAGGAGGCUAUUGAUAUCUAUAAGAGAAUACUUUUAGACAACAGAGACUACCUGGCCCUGAAUGUGUAUGUGGCCUUGUGUUACUACAAACUGGAUUACUAUGAUGUUUCACAGGAAGUGUUAGCUGUGUAUCUACAGUCCUAUCCAGACAGUGCAGUAGCUAUCAAUCUCAAAGCCUGCAACCACUUCAGAUUAUACAACGGAAAGGCAGCAGAGGCAGAAUUAAAGGCGCUACAAGAUAUGGCUUCACCAUCAUUCACAUUUGCAAGAGAUCUCAUCAAACAUAACUUGGUUGUAUUUCGUGGUGGAGAAGGCGCACUUCAGGUGCUGCCACCUUUAAUUGAUGUCCUGCCAGAGGCGCGCCUCAACCUGGUGAUAUAUCACCUAAAACAAGAUGAUAUAGGAGAAGCCUACAACCUGAUCAAGAACCUGGAGCCUACCACCCCCCAGGAGUACAUACUGAAGGGUGUGGUCAAUGCUGCACUGGGGCAAGACCAAGGCACGAGGGAGCACCUGAAGAUAGCCCAGCAGUAUUUUCAGUUGGUGGGAGGCUCAGCCAGUGAAUGUGACACCAUCCCUGGCAGGCAAUGCAUGGCAUCAUGUUUCUUCUUGUUGAAACAAUUUGAAGAUGUCCUUAUAUAUCUCAACUCAAUCAAGAGCUACUUCUACAAUGAUGACAUGUUCAAUUUCAAUUAUGCACAAGCCAAGGCAGCUUCCCCUGUCUGUAACUAUAAGGAGGCUGAAGAGGUGUUCCUGUUAAUUCAAAGUGAGAAGAUCAAGAACGACUACACAUAUCUCAGCUGGCUGGCAAGAUGCUAUAUCAUGAACCGCAAGGCUCGGUUGGCCUGGGAGUUGUACCUGAAGAUGGAGACAUCAGGAGAAUCCUUCAGUCUGCUACAGCUCAUUGCCAAUGACUGUUACAAGACUGGCCAGUUUUUCUAUGCGGCCAAGGCAUUUGAUGUGCUGGAGAGACUGGACCCAAACCCAGAAUACUGGGAAGGAAAGCGUGGAGCUUGUGUUGGUGUUUUCCAGAUGAUAAUUGCAGGACAUGAACCAAGGGAAACGUUACGGGAUGUGAUCCAGAUGUUACGAAAUACAGGCAACCCUCAAGUGGAAUACAUUGUGAGGACAAUGAAGAAAUGGGCCAAGGAGAACAGAGUGGCCAUAUCAUAAGCCAGAACCACAGCCAAUAUAAAUACUGUUAAGAUGGAGUCCGUGGAUAGUUCUGACACUGACAUUAUUAUCUUAAGUCAUAGUGAACUCAGAAAAAAAGCAGGGAGAAAAUUAGUUCUGUAGACGUACAAAUGUAAAUCAUUCCAUUUUAUUCCAAUAUAGAAAUGGGAUAAGUAAGCACCUUUAGAAACCUAAAAAAAUGUCAGUCCCAUGAUCCAUGGGCAGAAGAAAUUUCAGACUUUUUGAUAAUUAGUAAGAGGUACUGUAAGAGGUUACCGUAACUUUUACUUGCAAACAUUUUCUAGAUGUAAAAAAAUGCAUCAAUAUUUAUAAGGGUUUUUCAUUAAUUUUUUUUUGUAUGUUAAUUGUUUUAUCAAGUAAUUUUUCAGAUACAUAGUUGCAAAACAUGAUUUGUCCAAAGAUAAUCAAUUCGCCGAAAGAAAGCUUUUCAUUGUAAAAAAAGUUGUAAGCUCAAACUACUGUUUGUAUAUAAACAAAAUGUUUCAUUGUG